AAAUAUUUUGCACAGGACUAUAUGAAUCUGUAAGGCAGAUUCUCAGACUGAAAAGCAGACUUUAAACUCUUCAGGUCUGGCUUCAAAAUCCUUCUAAUCUAACCCUGAGAAAGGAAGUUCUGUCUUUGAGAGAGAGGAGGGGGCACUCUCUCUAAAAUGAGUCCCCCUAGGGAACAUGACAUGGACACCAAAGCUAAGAGCCCAAUCCAGCAGGAGAGACCAGCCUCACCUGUACCCAGCUGUGUGUCCAUGAAGAGUGACAGGUCCAUGGAACUACCUUUCAUGUUCAGUGAUGGAGGAGGACCUUCUAAUGAAGAAGGGAUGAGACAGCAGAGACCAGCCUCACCUGUACCCAGCUGUGUGUCCAUGAAGAGUGACAGUUCUAUGAAUGAACCUAUCAUGUUCAGUGAUGGAGGAAGACCUUCUAAUGAGGAAGGAGAUCAACAGAAGUCAGACCAGAGUCACCAUGACGACUUGUCUUCUAUAUUCACAGACCCUGAAUAUCAGAAGCAGGAGAGCAGUGCCAGAAAGGGAGCUCUGCAGGAGCUGGCUGACACUCUGGAGGAAAGAGAGCUUUCUCAUCAUAGACUCUCACGUAAACUCAAAUCUAAACUAAAGAAGAAGUUUCAGACUGUCUUUGAGGGCAUAGCUCAACAAGGAAACCCAACUAUUAAUAAGAUCUACACAGACGUCUACAUCACAGAGGGUGAGAGUGCAGAGGUCAAUAAAGAACAUGAGGUGAGACUGAUUGAGACAGCAUCCAGGAAAUCAGCAAGACCAGAGACAGCCAUCACAUGCAACAACAUCUUUAAACCCUCAGCUGGACGAGACACACCUAUCAGAAUUGUUCUGACAACAGGAGUUGCUGGCAUCGGAAAAACUGUCUCUGUGCAGAAGUUAAUCACGGACUGGGCUGAGGGACUAGCCAAUCAGGAAAUCCAGUUCAUCUUUCCUCUGCCGUUUCGAGAGCUGAAUCUGUUGGAUAGAGAAUUCAGUCUGAUGGAACUUGUCUAUCACUUCUUCUCAGAAACCAGACAAUCAGGAAUCUCCAACUAUGACAAGUACAACGUUCUGUUUGUCUUUGACGGUCUGGAUGAGUGUCGACUGCCCUUAGCCUUCAAAAAGAACAAGAGCUGGUGUGAUGUCACAGAGUCCACCUCAGUGGAUGUGCUGCUGACCAACCUGAUCAAAGGAAACCUGCUUCCCUAUUCCAGUCUUCUCCCUAAUAUGUGUGACAGUUCUGGAGCACAUGCUGAGAACAGAGAUGAAAGAGAAGAUGCCCAAGACCCUGACUGAGAUGUACACAGCCUUCCUGGUGUUACAGACCAAACAGAAGAAGGUGAAGUAUCAAGGGAAAACUGAGACAGAUCCACACUGGGAUGAAGACAGCAUUAAGAGCAUUCUGUCACUGGGAAAACUGGCCU
Osmerus eperlanus (European smelt) is the source of this 1424-nucleotide messenger RNA. RefSeq names its product protein NLRC3-like. Gene Ontology annotation, biological process: intracellular signal transduction. The transcript is spliced from 8 exons. The record is from RefSeq and is a predicted model, not a curated record. Lineage: Eukaryota; Metazoa; Chordata; Actinopteri; Osmeriformes; Osmeridae. Bases 157 to 1296 code for a protein of 379 amino acids.